Trichosurus vulpecula (common brushtail) is the source of this 735-nucleotide messenger RNA. Its product is annotated as keratin-associated protein 10-3-like. The transcript has a single exon. Gene Ontology annotation, cellular component: keratin filament. NCBI's taxonomy places the organism in Eukaryota, Metazoa, Chordata, Mammalia, Diprotodontia, Phalangeridae. Bases 1 to 735 code for a protein of 244 amino acids. The record is from RefSeq and is a predicted model, not a curated record.
AUGGCAGACACCUGUUUUUCUGGGCCCUGUGUUCCCACAUCCUCAGCCAUCUCCGUCUGCUCCAGUGAUGUGAGCUGUGGCAGCAACAUCUGUCUGCCCGGUUCUGACACAGGCUCCUCCUGGCAGCUGGAUGACUGCCCAGAGACCUGUUGUGAGCCCAGCAGCUGCGGCCCAUGCUGCACACCAGCCUCCUGUGUGACCCUGGUGUGCCGCCCAGUCUGUUGCAUGCCCGCCACCUGCCAGCCAGCCUGUGAACCCAGCACCUGCCAGUAUGUCUGUACCUCCUCCGGCUCUCCAUCAUGCUGCCAGCAGUCCUGCAGCCAAGGCCCUAGCUGUGCUGCCUCUCCCUGUGCUGCACAGUCCUGCUCCUGUGUCCCACUCUGCUGCAAGCCCAGCCGCUACAUCACCCUGCCUGUAUGCUGCAAGCCGAGCUGCUGUGUGACCACAGCCUGUUGUCCAGCCUCCUCCUGCUGCCAACCCAGCUGCUGCCGCCCUGCCUCCUGUGUGUCCCUCAUCUGCAGACCCGUGUGCAGACCAGCCACCUGCUGUGUGCCUCUCUCCUGCAGACCCUCCUGCUGCACCACCACAUCCUCCUCCUCUUGCUGCUGUGCACCCUCCUGCUGUCCAGCCCCCACCUACUGCCGCCCUUCCUCCUCUGUGUCCCUUCUCUGCCAGCCCACCUGCUGCAAACCCACCUGCUGCACUACCACCUGUGGCCAAAAACUUUGCUGUUGA